AUGGCAACGGUAGCACACUGCGCCUUCUGCUUCGAGGUCCUCACCGCAAAGCUUGAACGCCGGGAGCCACUCUCUCUUUCGCAGGUCGAACAUCUCUGGCAGCGAUACGAGGCCGGCGAGGACGACUAUGACGACGAUGAUGACCCCUCGGAACCGUUACCUUCCGAUAUGACGCCGCCUGCAGCAGUGCCACCAAACGCGUUGCUGGACCCCUCAUACCGCCCCGCUGCCAUAUCGCGGCUGAUGGCGAACACGUCGUCCUCAGCGAGUUCGUCGUCCGUGCAAAGCACGAUAUCCACCCCGAGCAGAGUCAGCGAGGCGAGCAGCGCGACAACAGCAAGUAGCAAGAGCUCAAACUCGGAUGACGAGCCCGCUCUUGAGGAGGAGUAUCCGCUGUUCGUCACGUACAACACGCUGCACAAGGUGGGGAGGAGGUGGGAUAAGAGGCUGCGCGGGUGUAUCGGCACGUUUGAGCCGCAGGAGCUAGAGAGUGGGCUCAGGAGCUAUGCCUUAACAUCCGCCUUUGACGACCGCCGCUUCCCCUCGAUCCGCCCCUCGGAACUCCCCAGCCUCGAAUGCAGCGUCACGCUGCUCACGGACUUCGAGCCCGUCCUCGACCCCUUCGACUGGACCAUCGGCGUCCACGGCCUGCGCAUCAGCUUCGUCCACGACAACCACUGCUACGGCGCCACGUACCUCCCGGACGUGGCCAAGGAGCAAGGCUGGACCAAGGAGGAGACGUUGGUCAGUUUGAUGCGCAAGGCUGGGUGGGACGGGCCGACGAGGGAGUGGAGGGAGGUCGAGUUGAAGGUUGUAAGGUAUAAGGGGGUCAAGGAGAGGUUGGGGUAUGCCGAGUGGGUGGAUUGGAGGGCGUGGAUGGAG
Messenger RNA from Westerdykella ornata, 882 nucleotides. RefSeq names its product ammecr1 family protein. The transcript is spliced from 4 exons. Lineage: Eukaryota; Fungi; Ascomycota; Dothideomycetes; Pleosporales; Sporormiaceae. The annotation marks the transcript as partial. The record is from RefSeq and is a predicted model, not a curated record.